Molecule: messenger RNA, 1662 nt
Organism: Zingiber officinale
Lineage: Eukaryota; Viridiplantae; Streptophyta; Magnoliopsida; Zingiberales; Zingiberaceae
Exons: 5
Coding region: 1-1662 (553 amino acids)
Molecular function (GO): nucleic acid binding; RNA-DNA hybrid ribonuclease activity
Source: RefSeq, a predicted model, not a curated record
AUGGAUAAAAUCUUCUGGGAGCAGAUCGGGCAUAAUGUGAAAGUUGAUGUGGAUGACAUACUCAUCAAAUCCCCAUUAGCUGUGAAUCUGAUCCAAGACGUGGAGGAAACAUGCAGGACUCUCCAACAAUAUGGAUUAAAGCUGAACCCCUUGAAGUACCGAGCUGCUCCUUUCUUCAAGGUGCUAAGGAAGGCCUCUAAAUUCCAAUGGGACGAAGAAUGCACCAGAGCUUUCGAAGAGCUGAAGAAGUAUUUGGAGACUCUCCCCUCUCUCUUUAAGCCAGUUGUAGGAGAACCUUUAUGGGUCUACUUGUCGGCUACCCCUGAGGCUGUAGGGGUUGUGCUCGUUAAAGAACAUGAUAAUGUACAACGGCCAGUGUAUUUCUUCAGCCAUUUAUUGAAAGGAGACGUGUCUCGAUACACGGCCGUAGAGAAGUUGGUUUAUGGAUUGGGAAGCGGGGUUGGGGUCUUGGUAAUAUCUCCUCAAGGAGAUAUACUCCAAUUAGCGGUUCGAUUGAAUUUCCGAGCCACGAACAAUGAAGCAGAAUAUGAGGUUUUGUUGGCAGGACUGCAAGCAGCCCGGCACGUAGGGGCAGCCCGGGUAAUCAUUUAUUUAGAUUCGCAGUUGGUAACUCAGCAAGUGACAAGCAACUUUAUGAUAAAUUGUGAUAAAUUGCAAGUGUACCGGGAAGUUUAUGAGAGGAUGAAGGAAGAAUUUACAGAGGUCAUUGUAACUAAGAUACCCAGGUCGGAAAAUGAGAGGGUAGAUGAGUUAGCAAAGAUUGUCAGUUCCUUGACUACUUGGGUGUUGGAUCGGUCAACAGCACAAACUUUUCUGAUAGCCCAGAUAGAUCUGCAAAAUAAUAGAGAAGCAACUAUUGAUUGGCGGACACCCAUGAUCAACUAUCUCAGGCAGGGUAUCUUACCAACCGAUCCAGAAGAGUCACGGCUGAUUAGGAAGCAAGUGCAUGCUUAUGUAAUGAUUCGAGAUCAGCUCUAUAAGAGAUCCUUCUCUCGACCUUUACUCAAAUGCUUAGGGGUAGAGGAAGCCGACCAGGCCUUGCGAGAAAUACAUUUAGGAUGCUGUGGCAAUCAUGUUGGCGGCCGGACAUUAUCUCGCAAGGUACUCCUGGCCGGGUAUUUCUGGCCUACUUUACAGAGGGAUGCUCACAAGUUGGCGAAUACAUAUUUGUCCUGCCAGAAACAUCAAAAUUUGACACAUCGACCUACGACCCUUUUGAGAACGUCUAUAGUUUCAUGUCCUUUUGAUCAAUGGGGCAUGGAUAUCGUGGGCUCAUUUUCGAUGGCGCCUGAUUUGGUAUUCCUCACAAGCUGGUGUCUGACAAUGGAAGGCAAUUUCAAGGACAAAGAAUCCAGGCCUGGUGUUAAGCUGGACCAUGUGGGCAGCAAUUGGGUGGAAGAGCUGCCAAGCAUUCUGUGGGCCUACCGUACAACACCUCGGGAAAGUACAGGUCUGACACCAUUCCACCUGGUUUAUGACAAUGAAGCAGUUGUACCCAUAGAAAUUGGAGUGCCACCUGUCAGGAAGACACUAUAUGAUGAAGGAAACAUAGAGCGGCGGUUAGCUGAGCUGGAUCUCAUUAGUGAAACUCGGGACAGAACGGCGGCUCGGUUGGAGGCCUAUCGACAAAGAAUGAGAUAA